CGUCUCGGACACUCAGACCGCGCCAUGGCAAGCCUCAGGGAACACGUCGAGAUGAAGGAGCAGCCUGGCUUCGUCGACAUUUCCCUGAAUGAGAAGGGACCCCCACCUCCUCCCCUCCCCCUCCCCCGUCUCUCAUGGCGUAAAGGGACGGUUGUGGCGGCCGUGUGCGCUGUUGCCGUCGUCGCCACUGUUGCCACACUUGCCGUCUUCGCUCAGGAUGGCGGUGCAUCUGCAAAAACAGCGCAUCCACACCCUCACGUAGGCACCGAACCCCAGAUGAUUGGCGACGCUGCAGGCCUUCUGCGCGGUUCCAAUGUCUUUAAACAGUUACUUUCGGGUUUACUAACGGCAAGCAAAGAAAACGAGAAUGGACAGCAAGCGUCACAGAAAACGGGGGAAGUCAAGCAGGAAAUUGCAGAACCAGAGUUUAAAGAGGUGCAGGAAAAACUCGAGAAUGACGAAGGUUACGAGGGUGGGGGUCGUCCUUACCCUCCAAGUCGAGUCCGAGCGUCACUUGUUCCUCCUCCAGGCGACCCCAACUUCAAAUCGGAGGUCGUCCUUUUGGAGAAUCCUCGCGAGCACGACCAGCCGAGAUCGGGGGAGGAGGAGGAGGAGGAAGUGAAGGAGACGGAGAGGAAGAGAGGACAAAGGGAUACUGCAACUAAGGUAGAGGCAGAGGAGGGGGAAGUGAAAGAGGUGGAGGCAAAGGAGAAAGAGGUGGAGAAGGCAGAGGAAAAGGUGGAGAAACCCGCUAAAAAGGUGGAGAAACCCGCGAAAAAGGUGGAGAAACCCGCGACAGGGGAACUACAGCAGCACCUCGAGUCCCCUCACAACAAAGAAUUCGUUGUGUGCGAGACGCCCGAGUGUGCAGUAGCAGCCUCGCAGAUCUCGGAGAGUCUUGACCUUUCGGCGAAUCCUUGCGAGAACUUUUACCAGUUCGCGUGUGGGGGCUGGAUGGACAAGCACCCGAUUCCUGAAGAAGGGGCCACCGGCACAUUCUACGAAGCAGGUGACAUCUUGACCAAACGUCUUAAACUGAUCUUGGAGAGCCCCGUCUCGCCAGGUGCUGCGGAACCCCUGCAUAUGGUGAACCGCUUCUACGAGACUUGCAUGGACACAGACACCAUGGACAGCCUCGGCCUCCAACCCCUGAUCACGAGCCUCAACAACCAAGGUGGGUGGCCUAUGGUGACCGACGGCUGGGACCCCGCCCACUUUGACCUCGCCGCCGCUCUCGUUGACCUUCGCUCCAUCAACGUCUAUCCGAUUUUUGGCGUGGGCGUUGAUGCGAAUGUCUUCAACGUCUCUCGCAGGGUUGUUUACGUCCAAGCAGGCACGGUGCCCCUCGGUCUGGGCCUCAUGAGCCAGGCCACCGACGCCGUCCUGGAUGCCUACCGCGCCUUCAUGACAGCGGCGGCCAAGGAGCUUCGUCAGGAGUUGGGGUCGAGCGCUACUGACGAAGAGAUCGAGGCGCAGGUGCAGGAGGUGGUGGACUUCGAGAUCGCGUUCAGCAAGCUGGUGAUAGAGUCGUCUGUCGAAGCCACAGACAGCAGCUGGGAAACGAACGUAGCUGGAAUUCAGGCUGACCUUGAUGACGGGGUACCUGGGCAGUUUAACUUCCUGGCCUUCAUGAAGGAGAUGUUCACCAACACGGGGGUCACGAUCAACGAGGACGAACCAGUUAUUUCCUUCAAGAGUCCGUUCUUCGCCAACUUGACUACCAUGCUCGCCAACACGCCUCCACGCACGAUCGCCAACGCCAUCGGGUGGUGGUGGGCGUACGACAUCGGGCGCGAGACCACCUACGCCAUGAGGAACAUCAGCUUCGACUUCCAGCAGGCGUUGACGGGGGCGACGGAGCCUUCGCCGAGGUGGGAGCACUGCCUCCCGCAGGCCAAUUACAACCUAGGAUUCGCGCUCUCCAGGGCCUACGUGGAUAGGUUCUUCCCGACGACGGCCAAGGACGAGACAAGCGAGCUGGUGGAGGACCUCCGCGCCGCCUUCAACUCCCUCCUGGAUGAGAACACGUGGAUGCUGGAGGAUGACCUUGCCGUCGCGAGGGAGAAGCUGGCGGCGAUCGACCCCUUCGUCGCUUAUCCGGACUGGAUCAUGGACGACGCCGAACUCACCAACGGAUACGAGGAU
Molecule: messenger RNA, 2145 nt
Organism: Penaeus vannamei (Pacific white shrimp)
Lineage: Eukaryota; Metazoa; Arthropoda; Malacostraca; Decapoda; Penaeidae
Source: RefSeq, a predicted model, not a curated record